Parascedosporium putredinis is the source of this 1824-nucleotide messenger RNA. Lineage: Eukaryota; Fungi; Ascomycota; Sordariomycetes; Microascales; Microascaceae. The record is from the annotation of a GenBank genome assembly.
AUGUCGCUCUUCGGAGGCGGCCAAUCGGCCUUUGGCCACACCGCGACUCAACCUGCUGCCUCGACCGCCCAACCUACCGCUGGCGGCCUUUUCGGAGCCUCGACCGCCUCUAAGCCGAGCAUGUUCGGGGCCUCGACCGCCACCACUGCCCAGCCUUCCACCACCCCGUUCGGCGGCCUGGGUCAGAGCACCCAGUCCUCCGCCUUUGGGGCGACCAACACCACCGCGAAGCCUUCUCUGUUUGGCGGCGCCUUGGGCUCCACUACCACCGCACAGAACCAGGGCCAGGCCCAGAUCCCCAGCCUAGGAACCGCUCCCUCCAGCCUCGGCCUUUCCACGCUCGGCGCCAGCACCCAGCAACAGGGCCAGCAGCAGCAGCAGGGUGGCCAGCAACCCGCCGGCGCCUACUUCGAUACACUUUUCGCCAUGACGAAGAAGCGUACCGACGGAACCACCGAGGACAUGCCUCACCUACAGCUUGGCCUCGGUGACCUUCGCCAGCGCCUCAAGAAGAUUGGUGGCAAGACGCCCGAAAAGGCCGUCGACGGCAGGGCCCAUUAUGUCCUCGCUGCCUCUGGCAUCGACCUGGGGGCCGCCGCGAAGGACUUGGGUUCUCUCGCCGUUAACCCGAGCAAGGUUGAUCGCCACGCUAGUGAUAUGGGCGGUCCCUCCGAAGUCGACGUAGAGACCUACCUCGAGAACCUCCAGAAGAAGACCACCCUCGGCAUGAUACAAGACGGCCUCGAGAGAUCCGCUAGGGAUUUCGACAACUUCCUCGAGGAUAACAUGGCGACUGAGUGGGAGGCACAACGUAAGCGCAUCUACCAGCACUUCGGUAUCAUGCAGCGCGACACCGGGGCGGAUUCUGCCACUCCAGGCAGGGAGGCUCAAGCGGGCUUUGGCCGCUCCCGCCGCAAAUCCCAGCACGCCGGUGCUGGUGCUGGCACGGGCGCCGCCUCCCGCGCCGGUAGGAGCACCAUUCUCGGAAACAGCAACCUCCAACGCUCCGUCAUCGGAACCCCGCGCGCAUUGCCCGAGUUUUCCGACGUCGAACGUCCCAGCGAGCCCUCCCGCCAGCUCGGCGGCGUCCAGUCUUCCGACGACCGUGCGAUGCGUGAGAAGCAGAGCAAACUCGCCGACAAGAUCACCACCCUCAACAAGAUGCGCACUUUGCAGCGACCCUUCCCCAUCCUGUCCGAGUUGGCCGAAAUUGAACAAAAGUCGCCCGAACCCCACGCUUCCUACGUCACCCAGGCCUACAGGGCAGUCAUGGAGAUUGUGGGCGAGAAUCCCGAGGCCGAGACAUCCCUGAACAAUGCCACGGCUAAAGAGCGGCAAUAUGUUUCGCAGUACCUGGACGAUAACAAGAACUCGUCCGAAGCCUUGAAUAUGCGCAAGAGAAUUCUUGUGGGCGGCAACCGAUUCCUCGAGCACCUGUUCGUCGCCGAGAUGGAGUCUCUGAUCGCUAAGCAUCCUCACGAGGCCAACCUCGGCGGCCGCCCCGAUAUCGUUAGCAAGGUCAAGGCCUACAUCCGCCUACGAUCCGCCCGCAAGGACCUCGUCCCCGAUAACUCGGAGCUUCAGCAAGUCCAGGGCGAGUACGUGUGGGCUAUCGUAUUUUAUCUCCUCCGCUCCGGCCACGUAAUGGACGCGGCUCGGUACGUCAACGACAACCUCAACAACUUCCGCGGCAUCGACCGCACUUUCUCCACCUACCUCAACGCCUACGCAUCGAGCGAAGAGAGGCGGCUCAAGAGGCUCCUCCAAGAGCGCUGCGCGCGAGUACACGCAAAGAUCUCGCAACGCACCCGAGAACUCGAUUGA